Molecule: messenger RNA, 402 nt
Organism: Nicotiana tabacum (common tobacco)
Lineage: Eukaryota; Viridiplantae; Streptophyta; Magnoliopsida; Solanales; Solanaceae
Source: RefSeq, a predicted model, not a curated record
AAUUGUCAUUUGCUGUGAUAAGAAAAUGUUGUUCACACAAAACUUUGCCAACUGCUAUUCUUCUGCUAAUUUUUCUUAUCUCUUUCUGAAAUAUAGAGACAGAAGAAGUAAACAUGUAACAAUUUCAUAUGCAAAAAAGAGAGAAAUUUCUGAAAAUUCAACAGGCCAAGAAAACUCCAUUUUCUCUCUAAAAAUUCCCAGAAAGUUUCUUGCUCAAGCUGCUGUUGGAGUCUUUGCUCUAGGAUUCAUUGAUGCAGGGUAUAGUGGAGAUUGGUCAAGAAUUGGAGUGAUCUCAAAGGAGAGUGAAGAAUUGCUAAAAAUUGCAGCAUAUUUUGUAGUACCUUUAUGUUUAUAUUUUAUAUUUUCUAUCUCUAAUAAGAAAAUUGAGGAUUGAAAGCUUUC